This is a messenger RNA of Plasmopara halstedii, 1442 nucleotides long. RefSeq lists its product as uncharacterized. The record is from RefSeq and is a predicted model, not a curated record. Lineage: Eukaryota; Oomycota; Peronosporomycetes; Peronosporales; Peronosporaceae. Bases 1150 to 1377 code for a protein of 75 amino acids. The transcript has a single exon.
UGAGUGACUUAAUGAUAAAAAACAACGUGUGGCAGCUACAAUAUUUGGUAAUUGUUUGGAGCACUUCCAAAACCUCGAGUGACCAUUUACGAUGCACUCUACACUUACUACCAUAAACAAACUGUAUUCCUGUCACUAAGAAUCUUUUACGAGAGCAGAACUGCUGCACUCCGCUUCUGUUCGAGACGAUGUCUUAUAAGGUUGACUCUGUUAAGUAUUGAUUGACGCGUGUCGUAGACCUUAUAGCCGAAGAACCUUUGUACAAAUUAUGUCAUAUGAAUGGUGCAGUAAAUGUUGGCAAACCUCUAGAUACAGGAGAAAAGCAUACAUAUUCAAACCUUGUUGUCGACCCUGGUCGAAGAGCCAGAAAAACUGAAACAUUGAAUCAGCCUUGUGACUCUUCAACAUUCUUCACAGGUAGCAAGCAAUGAAUACAUCGCCACAAGCUCUCACAAAGCCACGCGAUGUUGAAGUCAAUAUCUUAUCGCGAUAACGCAUCCAUUUGUGAUACGCUAUGAAUACACCAUAAGCGAUAUACUAGGUUCGCGCCAUACCGAAUCGAAGGUACAAGGCAUUGAUUGUACUGACUUCGUCGAUGCAAUCGUUUUUGAAUAUCUAAAAGCUAGAUAGAUGAACGUCGUUUGCAGGAGAAAAAACAUCAUAUAGCUUUACUAUGUUGUUGUUUGAUGCGGUUUAGGGUCGUUCAGGCCGAAUAAGUCAAUAAGAAUGUCUAGCGGGAUUUCUUCAAGUGUUGGUUGGUCGCUGGGGAGCGAUUAGUCGAUCAAUAUAGACGCGUUUGAAGUACUUUUGAGCGAUUCCUGUGCUGCUGCGCAAGGUCAGAUGUACCAAGUUAUAACGUCGGACGUCGUUUUGCUCGUCAAUAACAAUGCGGUAAACUCGAACAAUUAGCUCUUGGAUUUGAAUUGUAACUUUUGUCAUACGAUAAAUGUUACCAGUUGGCCACCCAAUGAUGCUGACCAGCAGCGUCCACUAAGAUUGGAGGACGAGCAGAAAGGGGUUUUCAGCUUCAUAGCUAGUUAAGGCGAUUUGAUCGGCUGCAGAAAGUGGUGCGUACAGGUCCCGACUGAUGAAAUAAUAUUGCUGUCCAAUUUGACACGGUUUUAAGGGUAGUUUACUCAUGUAUUGCCCAUGCCUAUUCGAUUACACACGCUUUCGGAACAUUUGUUAAAGAAUUCCGAGCUUGGCGUGCUUCAGCACAAUUUUGCGAGCAGCUGGAUCUUGGAUUAUUAUUGGGCUAAGCGUCGAGGCCGACGUAUAAACCAGACGCGUCAGCGCCAGAAAGAAAUGUACCCAACAGUAAAUGUGGUUUCAAGCGUCGCCGUAAUAUGCGGGAUGCAUACACAACUUUUCGGGUAGUUCAAUUGUGUAAUGGCUCACCGUAAUUAUUGUAACAAGAAGACUACAUUAUGUCCUAGCAAAUC